This is a messenger RNA of Acipenser ruthenus (sterlet), 3973 nucleotides long. Its product is annotated as amphoterin-induced protein 1. Gene Ontology annotation, biological process: brain development. The transcript is spliced from 2 exons. The record is from RefSeq and is a predicted model, not a curated record. NCBI's taxonomy places the organism in Eukaryota, Metazoa, Chordata, Actinopteri, Acipenseriformes, Acipenseridae. Gene Ontology annotation, molecular function: protein binding. Bases 1113 to 2675 code for a protein of 520 amino acids.
CCGAGGCAUGUGGUCACGCACCGAACUGUAUACUCCUGUUAAUAACAAUGUGAUAAUAGUCAUUUGAAACUGUGUCCGUGUCACCUGCUUCCUCGCCAGCGCGCUGACUGUCGUUUGCGGUCACAGCCGCUGAGUGAAUUUUGAGAGCCUGCUUUGUGGUUUACAUUUCUCAAGCUGCGUCGGGGAGAUGCGGAGUGCCGCUGGUUUUUAUUGCUAAACACACAGACAGAGCCGCACACGCAAGCACAAGCAGUAUCGAGCAACACGCAGCAACACUCGCCAGUACCUACAGCGUGUGCACCAGUACGAAGAGGCGUCCGCUGCUCGAGUCCGCGGACUGUUGUGUUAAUGCUGGUGUUAAGUCGAUUAACAUGUAUUGAUUAUUAUCAUUAUCCUAAGCGGAUGCAGUCUGCACGUUUGCCUGUGCGCCUCCUCGGAGAUUGAUCUGGAGAAAAAGAUUAAGAACCUCGGCGGAAUCGUGCUGCUGAAAGAAAAACACAAGGACGGCCGUGAAAAAGCUUUACAAAUAGAAUAAUACGUAACCGUCUCUCUCUCUCUCUCUCUCUCUCUCUCUCUCUCUCUCUCUCUCUCUCUCUCUCUCUCUCUCUCUCUCUAGCAGAAAACAAGGAAGGACGUUGUGGCUUUCAAUUAAAAUCGAAUUCCUAAAAUUGGGUCUGCAGACUGCUACUGUGGAAUUGUAUUUACAAGGACUGCGGCUUUAGGAGGCGUUUCAUUGUGAUUAUCAUUGUUAUUAAUAUUAUUUUGUUUGUUUUCUUUAAUGCACCAAUCGCCACGCAAGUAAAAACGGACGCGGAUAUGGGCUUUGAAAUAUCAAAGAAGGAAUUGCAACAAUAUUAGUAUGAUCUGCAAGAAGCGCGACUUGAACUUUCACAUCAAAGGAAGGUGCAGUGUCCGUCAGUGAGAAAAUGGUGCAAUGCAACACUUGACAACUUAACUUGCAGGACGGCACCCGGAGGGUUAAUGCAUGCAUUCAGCUGUUAUCACUGGACACUCGCUUCCCUGUGAGGCACUGCCAGCAGUCCUGCGUUACGAUUCACCAUGCCAGCCUUUUGGGAGAGGGCUUGUGCACCCCGCGAUGUAAGACAGCGUUGAUGGUGGGCUCCCUUCCGCGAUCAAAGGAACUUUCUUCCACCAUGCAGCUCUGCAGCAGCACAGCCACAGGAGAGACAGCGUUCUCUACUCCUAAGAAGUCUCUCUGGUUGCCUCUCUGUGUCCUGCUUUCCCUGACCUUGCUGGGGCCCGAGGUGGGCGGCUCCACAUUAGACUGCCACCAGACUUGCAUUUGUGCCAGCAACAUUGUGAGCUGCUCCAAGAAGGAGCUGGAGAGCAUCCCCACGGCUCUGCCCAGGUACACGGCCGUGCUGGACCUCAGCUACAACAGUCUGAGCAAGCUGCGGGCUGAGUGGACCCCGGUCAAGCUGGAUAAGCUGCACACCCUCCUCCUGAGCCACAACGGCAUGAGCUUCAUCUCCUCGGAGGCUUUCUCCUUCGUCCCCAGGCUGCGCUACCUGGACCUCUCGUCCAACCAGCUGCAAGGCCUGGAGGAGUACCAGUUCACGGAGCUGGAGGAGCUGGAGGUGCUGCUGCUCUACAACAACAGGAUCUCGCAGAUCGACCGCUCCGCCUUCGAGGGUGUCGCCAAGCUGCAGAAGCUCUACCUGAGCCAGAACCAGGUCUCCCGCUUCCCCCUGGAGCUGGUCAAGGAGAAGACCCGACUGCCCGAGCUCAGCCUGCUGGACGUCUCCUCCAACCGCGUCAAGAGCCUGCCGGUGCAGGAGCUCAAGCUGCUACCGGCCUGGAUCAAGAAUGGGCUCUACUUCCACAACAACCCCUUCACCUGUGACUGCGAGCUCUACAGCCUGCUGGCGCUGUGGCACAUCCGGAGGCUGAACUCGGCCGUGGACUUCAGGGAUGAGUACAAUUGCACCCUGCAGUCGCCCAAGAUCAGCGUGCGCCUCUUCCAGCUCGGGGAGGAGUACAUGAACUGCAGCGCCGUGAAGGAGGCCGAGGUGGAGGCCUACCUGGGCGACAGCCUGACCCUUGAGUGCGACACCCGGCAGAGGGUCAUGACCAAGACCUGGGUGACGGCGAGCAACGAGGUGGCUGCUUCAGUGAGGAGCAACCAGAGCGCUGUGGUCCUGGCCAACGGCAGCCUGCAGAUCCGGGAGCUCCGGGCGGAAGAUUCCGGGGUCUACACCUGCUAUGCGGUGAGCGAUUCCCUGAACGAGACCCUGUACGUGUCGGUGAGGGUACACAACUUCACCAUGCCCGGGGACAGCGACUCCUUCAACACGGCCUACACCACACUAGUGGGCUGCGUCUCCAGUGCCAUCCUGGUCCUCAUCUAUCUGUACCUGACCCCCUGCCGCUGCUUCUGCUGCCCCGGCGAGGAGAAACUCAAGCAUGAGGACAGCAUCCAUUCUUCCAUGCUCAGCGCCAGCGCUACCCCAACCCACGACUUGCUGGAGGGGCAAGCUGGGCUCAACAGACAUGUGGCUUUUAUCGAGCCUUCCAAAGACUCGCAAGGCCAGAACGGGAAGCUGAACCGCGGCUCUGAAGAGGAGCAGGAGGGUAAGAGAGGAAAGGGACACAGGAGGAAGUCAGACGGGGAGUCCAUCAGCUCUGUGUUUUCAGAUACCCCCAUUGUGGUGUAAUGCACAAAGGAAAUCCCAUAUUUAAAUAGAAGUAUACACAUUGUGUAUGGACUCUCAGUGCACAGCAGAGCUUUCUACUGUGAGUACCGGAAGAGGCUUCGGGUUAGAGUUAAGUAACCUUGCAUUACUAUAGACAGGUCCAGCAACUUCAUUUGUAGCACUAAACGUAUACUGUGAAUUGAGUUUGUAUAGUCGUACAGUCCAUUCAAAAGAAGGGUAGGGGAGUUUGGAGAUGCAGGUGCAAUUUUGUCAAAAAACAAAAUAAGCAAGCUGUUAUGGAGUCCAGCAGGAGUCUUGCGACACGCAUUUGCUAUUUAGUGUUAAUAACUCACCUCCGCCCCCUAUAGGAAGUAAUGUGUCUCUGCUGACAGGAAUGAGCAGGGGGCUCACAGAGUCACAGUGCAGGCAGGGGUCACGAGUGCAGCCCACAAUAACAGCAAAGCCGGGCUGUGAUGGAGUAACAGGAGACAGCUCAAGCACAUGGCAGGGACAGCACUGUGCAACACACUGGCAGGCGUUCUCUAGGAAAACUUUCCCUUGAACAGGGAUUCAGCCAAAAAAAGAAGGGAGCUCCCCUCUGUUCCAUUUCCAGGUGUGGUUUCAGGUGGUUUUUUUUAAUGAAGGGCUUAUCUUAAGUUUUCAGACUUCUUUUUUUGCAGUCGUGUUGUGGGGUCCAUUUCUGGGAGUUUGAUUGGAAAGUAGCAUAGGGCAAAAAAAAUAGCUGAGGGUUAGAGAGCAGGAGUGUGUGCUUUUGAUUAAAUCGGUAAGUUUUUUAAAAACUUAAAUACUGAAAUUCUCAUACACACACACACACACAGAGCAUAUAUAUAUUCAUAACCCAGUUAUAUUCAGUAUUCAGCUGUCAUGCUGAGCUAUGUUCUGUUAUUCCACUGCAGUUUCUAUAUUAAAAUCAAAGUUGCUAAACAUUACACACGCUGGUGAAAUCCAAGCUUUUUCUGAAACAGACCCAGAUGUGGAAGUGUAUUUAGAUGAUUUGGCUUGUCAUCCAUGCUCACACUGACUACCAGCCAUACAGUAGAGUUGAUAGUGCAAUGCUGAGCUCACUUGAAGCGGCUGGGAAGCCUGGCUGUACUCCUGAUCGCAGCCUGCACGGGGUUAACAGUCCUUCUCGUGUUAUUGAUGUGGAUCCUGUGUGCGUCUCAUUUUAAAAUGCCAUGUAUUUAUUUAUUUUUAAUUCUGUGUCGUUUUGCAUUAUCCUGUAUGGUUUUUAGAAAAGGUCAAGUACGAUUUGACCCAAAAAAACAAACAAACAUUAAACCUGCAGUGUUUGCUCGAAA